GAACUGGCAUCAACACCAUCGUCACACACCGUUCCACCAUCCCCUCCCUCUCCCCCCUCUCCUCCCUCCCCUCCCUCUUCCCCCUCUCCUCCCUCUCCUCCCCUUCCUCCCUCUCCUUCCUCUCCUCCCUCACCUCCUUCCCCUCCUGCAUCUCCGUCGCCCCCUUUUUCUCCUCCAAUCAUUCCUCCACCUCCCCUCCCUCCUUCCGCUGCCCCUUCUCCCCUCCCUCCACCCCAGCCCCUGUCACCACCACCACCACCAACGCCAGACCCCCCUCUCCCCCUUCUCCUCCGCCUGCCCCUCCUUCCCCUCCUCCUCCUCCUUUCCCUCCAUCCCCUCCCCCUUCCCCUCCCUUCCCCCCCCCAUCCCCUCCCUCCCCUUUUCUCCCCUCAUCUCCCCCUCUUGGUGACAUGAACUCCCCCACCUCCCCUCCCCCUUCCCCUCCCAGACCCCCCUCCCCCCCUGCUCCUCCCCCUGUCCCCCCCUCCCCUCCGCCCCCGCCUUCUCCCUCUCCUGUGCUCGCCCCUCCCCCUCAAAACCUCGUUCCCCCACUCCCCCUUCCCCCCACAACCGCUCUCCCCCCUUCCUCUCCGCCUUCCCCCUCGACCUCAGCACCCCCACCACAAGAGCCCCCUGCGCUUCUUUCCCCUCCCCCUCCUCCCCCUUCCCCCUCCCCGUCCCCUCCCCAAUCCGCCCGUCCCCCUCCCAUUCCGCCUAGCCCACCCCCCGUCUCUCCCCCUUCCCCCGACUCUCCCCCGCCUCCCGUCCCCUCCCCCCCUGCGCGCCCACACCCCCCACCUGCCAACUCUAACGAUAUGGGUAAUGCCACAGAACCUCCCCCUCCCUCACUCCCUAAUCCCCCUCCCUCACUCCCUCACUCCCCCCCUCCUCCUACUCCUCUCCCUCCCCCCCCGCCUGCCCCUGCUCCCCCGCUCUCCCCAUCCCCUCCACCCCACUCUCCCCCAUCUCCCCCCACUCCCCCGUCCGUCUUCCCACCCUCACCUCCCCCCUCUCCUCCUUACACCCUCGGUCCUGUCCUCCCAGCUCCUGUUCUCUCCCCUCCCCUCCCCCCCUCCCCACUCCCCUCCGCACCCCCCGCCGCACCCCACUCCUCCUUUCCCUUCUCCGAACUUCCCCCCUUCUCCCCCCAUUUCCAUCCUCCCUCCCAGCCCUCCAAAACAGCCUCCUCUCCCCCUCUCUCCUCCCUCCCCUCCUCCUCUCACACACUCACCACCCCUGGCACAACCACCAACCAACUCUCCUGCACCAGAAUCCCCACCAACUGCCCCCCCUGCCCAGACACCUACGUCCUCCUCCCCUCCCCCACCCCCUCCUCCGCCUCCCCCGCCGUCCCCCCCUCCGCCCCUCCGCCCUGCACCUGCGGCCUCCCCAUGGUGGUGGUUAUGAAGCUCUAUUGCGGCUUCGACUCCUUCCUCCUCUCCCUCCCAGCCUUCACUGCCCAGACGGCCACCUCCCUUGUGCUGCGGAAGGAACAAGUGGAGCUCUAUUGCGGCUUCGACUCUUUCCUCCUCAACCUCCCCGCCUUCACUGCCCAGACGGCCACCUCCCUUGUGCUGCAGAAGGAACAGGUGGAGGUAUGGGCAGUGAACAACGACCCUGAUCCUGCUGCUCUGAAUGUCACAGUGUGUGUUGUUACCUCUUCACCCUCUUCCCCUUCCUUUUCCCGCAUUUGUAACCUGGUUACCACAUUCAUGCUGCAGGUGAGAGGAAGAGAGUACAAGUGUGAGACAGGGAAGAUGAAGGGAGACAGAGAGGGAGAAGCCUCUUUUGAGUGGAGAACUGCUGUUGAGCCGAUCGCUCGUGCUGGACCACCCCCUCCUCUUCUCUCCCCCUCCACCUCUCCCGCCCCUCUCCCCCCCUCCUCCGCCUCCUCCUCCUCCCCGUUCUCCCCCUCGCCUCCCUCCAUUCCACCCCCUCCUGCCUGCGGGGGAAUGCCUUACUGGAAGGCCAUGCUUAUGAUCGUUCUCCCCUCCUUGAUCCUCGCGAUUAUUCUCAUCUAUGUCCCUUCCCCUCCCUCUCCCCCCUCUACCCCCCUCCCUCCCCCCUGCUCUCCUUCCCCCUUGUUUCCCGCCUGCUUUUUCCCCAGGCCAACGCCCGCCUCCGCCCCCGCCUCUGCUCUCCCCCUCCACUUCUCCUGCCCUUCUACCCCCGUCCUCCGCCUCCUCCUCCUCCCCGUUCUCCCCCUCCCCUCCCUCCAUUCCACCCCCUCCUGCCCCCGCGGGCAUGCCUUACUGGAAGGUCAUGCUCAUGAUCGUUCUCCCCUCCUUGAUCCUCGCAAUUAUCGUGCUCUGUGUGGUGGUCUGGUGCGUGAGGAGGAGACCGUUGGAGAAAGCAGGGAAAGGGGCUGCGAAACUGCCACUGGUGGUUUCCACCCGAGCAACCUGAUUGGCCGAGGCGGAUCCAGCCAGGUGUUCCGGGGGUGCUUGCCGGGCGGCAAACUGGUCGCCGUGAAGAGAUUUGAUUCGCCGCCCGGGGCGGAGAGGGAUUUUAUUACGGAGGCCCGGCUGCUGAGCCGGCUGAACCACAAGAACGUGGUGAAGCUUCUGGGAACCUGCGACGAGGGCGGCGUGCGUUGUCUUGUCUUCCAGCUAGCCGAAAAGGGGAGCCUGAGGGAGCACCUCCAUGAGAGCAAAGUAAAAUCCGAAUUGAUACCAACUGCUGCAGGACACAGCAGCGACCAUACAGACUCUAAUUCGACUGCAGAUGACCCUAACAAGUCCCUCCUCCCCUCCUCCGCCCUCGCCUCUGCCACCCUUCCCCACUCCACCCUCCCUUCCUCCACCCUCCCCUCCUCCCUCUCCGUCCUCUCCCCUACUCCUGCCCUUCUAGACUGGUCCGCGCGGCUGAAAAUAGCUCUGGGGGCGGCCCAGGGGUUAGCUUACCUGCAUGAGGACUCUAGUCCGCAGAUUAUCCACCGGGAUUUAAAGACGUCGAAUAUCCUGCUGGAUGCUGAUUGGACGGCCAGGAUUGCGGAUCUGGGGCUGGCGAGAGUGGUGAGGGAGAAGGUGGGGGGUGGCGGGAGGGGUGCGGGUGGGAGGGGAAGUGGGGAGGGGGAGGCGGUAGAGGAGGGAGAGAAGGGGGAGGAGGGAGAGGAGGGGGAGGAGGGAAGUGGGGAGGUGGGAGGAGGACAAGCAGGAGGAGAAGGAGAAGAAGGAGAAGGACGAGGAGGAGAGGAGAGAGGGCUGGAGUCCCAGCACAUGCGAGGCACGUUUGGAUAUAUGGCUCCAGAAUACGCGCUGACAGGCAGAGUGGCGACUAAGAGUGAUGUGUUCAGCUUCGGUGUUGUUCUACUUGAAGUGCUGUCGGGCCGCCCCGCCCUUGUGUCUCUGGAGCAGACUCAACAGUCACCUCUGCCUGACCGCCCUGCCCUUGUGUCUCUGGAGCAGUCUCAGACGGUUGGUGAUGCAGCAGCAGCAGCUGUGGAGGAGAGUGCAGCGGUUGUAAACGGUGCAAAUGGUGCUGUAGGAGCCGGGGUAGCGGUAGCUGGUGCAGCAGCAGCCGAGGAGGAGAGUGCAGCAGUUUUGGAAGGUGCAGGUGCAGCAGCAGCAGGAGCUGCAGGAACUGGAGGGCCAACGCUGGGUGUAUCGAGCAUCGUGCUCUCCUUACACGUGCAUGCGUGCAUGCCUGUGACUUUUGAGUCGACUCCAGACGGCUCGAAAGGAGAGAGUGAGCCCUCAGCGGGGCCAGCCAUGGGGGACGUGGUCCAAGCUCUUCGCUCUAUCGCCUUCGAGCACUCUCCCAUGACCAGCGCGACCAUCAAUGGGAGACGUGGUGCAGGCCCUCCGUGCCAUCACCUUCGAGCACUCCCCCAUGACCAGGUGCGUGUGUGUGUGCUGCUCUUCCCCUUUCUUCUCCCCCUCACCAGGACGCUUCUUGCCCCUGUGCCUUGCCUUACUCACUUCCUCCUCCCAUUUUCCUAUUUCGCCCCUCCCCAAACCGCCCCUUCCCCUUCCCCCAUCCCUCCCCUGAUGCUGCUCCCCAGCCAUUCUCAUUCCGCCUCUCUCCACCCCUCCGGGCCCCCUUUAACCUCACCGCACCACCUCUCAACCACUCACCAACCUCCCACAUCCCAACAGCCUGUCACCGCUCUCCACCUCUCCGCACCGCUGCACCAACUCCCCCACCGCUCCACACCCCAACCCAUCCCAGGCGAAGCCUCAGCGUCAAGUUCGGAUCUGCCGAACCUGGCAACCCGGUCUGGUUCGGCCGGACCAGGUUGGGCCUGGCCGAAUGCAGCAGAGGUUGCUACCACAGAUGCUAACAGGCAGGGCUCUGGCUUUGAUCCGCCUCAGGAACAGUUCCCCCUCUCCACCCCACACUCUCUCCCCCGCUUCCCUCCCUCUCCCUCUCACUCGCCCCACUCCUCCCAACUCUCUCACUCGCUCCCCUCUCCCUCCGCCUCUCCAUAUUCUACUCAACCUUACAAUACAGCUGCUCUCGCUACCGCCUCCCGUGCCGCAUCCCCUCCCGCCUCCCCAAAGGCCUCCCCCUAUGCUUCCCCCUAUGCCACCCCCUCUGCUGCACCCUCCUCCCCCUCUGCUGCUCCGUCCUCCCCCUUGCAUCUGGGUGACCUCUCCCCCCAGUCAAGAGGCGGCAUUCCAAGGCUGCUCAGGAUGAGCAUUCGAGGCCUCGACUACAGGUACAGUACAAGCCUGGAGCACAGUGGUGACAUGGCUCUCGAUGCCUCCUCUGCAUCGCUCCCAUACAGCCAGCCUCCCUCACAGGCAAGUGCACUUCUCUAUCACACCCUCUCCCUCUUUCCCUUCUCCCCUCUUCCUCUCAAUCCUUCUUCCCUGCUCCCCUGCCUCCUCCUCUCUUGA
Messenger RNA from Closterium sp. Naga37s-1, 4841 nucleotides. NCBI's taxonomy places the organism in Eukaryota, Viridiplantae, Streptophyta, Zygnematophyceae, Desmidiales, Closteriaceae. The record is from the annotation of a GenBank genome assembly.